ACCAUAUCCACCUCCACUUUCACCUCCUCUUUCAUUCACCACCAUAAUCAUCAUCAUCUUCACCUUCACCUUCCAUCACCUAUCAUCGUUCUCAGUAUUUUGAACUGUACACCACCAAAAAAGGAGGAGUAGCAAUCGUUAACCUUAAUAAGAUUAACUUUCAACAACUCCUACCAAAAUUAGCCUAAGGUCAACGAGAAACAAUCAACUUUUAGUCGAGAAAUGCCAAUAGUCGGAAUUGCACUUGCAAACAUAAUACAUGUAACUGUACUGGUGAGAAUAUUUAAAUUUCAUCUUUUCGGUCAUUUCUUUCUCACAUGGACAACAAAACGACACAAAUGUGAUGCUAUGAUAACUGCUAAUGUUAAUAGCUGAAAGACUAUGUGAACCUAAAUGAUUAAUCAGUGUCAGAAUCAAUGUUUUCCUCCUUCAGCCGUUCAAAUCCUGUAACCUGCAAAAAAACUGUAAUUUUAGCAAUAUUUUUGUCCAAAAUCUUGGACAGAAGUGGACAAAGUGUUUCCCUUCAACAGUAUAAUUUUCAACAUAAAAGGAAACAGCUAUUGUAAUCAUCUUUCAUCACCUUUCCAUCGACACCACUCGAUAAAACCAAACUCAACCUGGACAUUAAAAUUUGGGUCAAGUACAAGCAACACUUUCUGUUUUACUUUCAAUUGAGAGAAACCAAAAUAACGGGAUAAAAAGUGAACAAGCAACCCAACAAUGGAUGAUGUUUGGUUACGUUUCUUGACACACGCCAUCGAAAAAUACCUCUUUUUAUCAUCAUCAUCAUCAUUUUAAUACGCAUCAUUUGGUAUCAUCUGCCGUUUUAAUCAUUACCAUCAUUAUUAUGACUUUUUGAAUAUCUACAUAAUAAAUGUUUAAGGUUAAAAAGGCCCAACACUGCUAUUGACAGGUUAAAAAGAUGGACAAGUUGGAUUUAAUGGAAAAUAAAAGAUUAACUCGAUAAUUGCUUGAAUUAUCAUCAUAAACAAUCUCAAGUCUUGCAUUAUUAUCACCUUGGGUUGGAUUGCAUAUUAAAAUAUAUUCUGGAAGACGAUGGCAAAGGUAAAGAUGGCGCUUCUCCGUUUGAAAACACAGGUAAACAUGUUGUUCUAUAUCCAAUCAGGUAACAUUUGGAGUACAAAAGGCGUCUCUAAAAACUCUCUCUUCUUACCUAUGUUUAUUUGUUUCUAGUUUUUGAAUAUUGCUUGGCUUUUGGAUGCAAACUUAACUUCAAUCUACAAGUUGACCUUUUUUUACUUUCCUUUGUAUCUUUGGUUUAGACUCGUUUCUCAACUUUACUUUAUUUUUACCCAUUUUUUUACUCCUUGUGCGUAUCCAUCAUUAUUUUUGAAUGUCUCUGGCAUUGGCACCAUUAUUCAACACCAAUAUGGAGAUGAAUAAACAUUAUUGGCUCAAAAUGGAAGAUGAAACCAGUACAUCGUCGAUUUUCUCAACGUCUACAGAGUUUUCAACCACUUCAACGCAAUUAACAUCAUCUGAAUACUCAUCAUCCACCCAAGUAUCUACAAUCUCAACAACAACGUCCAAUUCAUCACCAAUUAAAGGUGAAAACGAAAGCUUAUUAUCAAAAUUGAGUAAAUCGCAUAAAAGCAAACAAUUACCAUCGACAACUACUAAGAAGCGACGAAUGGCCGCAAAUGCUCGAGAACGAAAGCGAAUGAAGAGUCUUAAUGUGGCCUUUGAUAUGUUACGGAAUAAAGUCCCAAAGCUUCCCGAUGCUAAAAGACAAUUGUCCAAAUAUGAAACUCUUCAAAUGGCACAAACUUAUAUCGCAUUGCUCAAUGAAAUGUUGGUUUCCGAUUCAAUACCUGGAAGAGCCUUAACACCAGCUUCAACUUGUGUAUAAAAAGUUGAUAUUUUACGUAAUUUUUAUCUUUUUUUAAAUAUUUUUAUAUUGUAAUAUUAAAUAUUGUAUAUGUAAUCAAAGUUAUGUAAAUAAUUCAAUAAAUUAUCACAAUAUAUAAC
Molecule: messenger RNA, 1989 nt
Organism: Tetranychus urticae (two-spotted spider mite)
Lineage: Eukaryota; Metazoa; Arthropoda; Arachnida; Trombidiformes; Tetranychidae
Source: RefSeq, a predicted model, not a curated record